UUGGACGAUUCUGUCUUACUUCUUUGGCGGGCUUUGCCUCCCGAUCUCCGCGGCAGUCUUCUCCUUCCGUGGUCUCCAUGCUAUACCCGGCGAGUUUCAUGCUCCGUUAUCACGCUUAAGAUCAGAUGCUCGAAAUGUUUAUUCAUGUGUUGCAAAGCUGAAUGAUUUGAUGUACUGAAGUUUUGAUACUGUAGGACAUAUAUAGUAAACUACCAGGUGCCUCUAGUGUAAAAACGUAACAGGAGUAAUUUCAUAGUACUCUGUCGUUUAGUCACGUGGGUAUUCGCUAUUCAAUGACUAUGCCUGUACUGCCAUCGACUUAUGUGGAUGAGACGUAAAAUUAAUUGACAGAAAGCUGAAGUUGAUUUUUACAAGAAGUCGUGUAACAGAUUUUAAUGGAAUUAUUUGUGUUGUAUGAUAUAAAAAGGUCAUUUGGAAAGAUGUUUUGGAAAGUGGAUAUCUUACUUUUUUGGAUUAUUUCUACGACAUCCCAUGAGAUUGCUUCUAUGAUUAAGAUUUGGGUUUCCCUCAGCGCGCGUGUGCAUCGACGCCGGAUAUUGUCGUUUAGGAAAAGCUUAAUUGCGAUUUCCUCUGAUGUGACGAGCUGUUCGACACCGGAGCCUCCAAGGAGCCAUACAGGAAGUGGUCGUUUACUUUUGCUGGGAUCGUGGCGGACGACGAAUACUGGCUUGUGUACUGCUCCGGAUGAGUCACAACUGCCUCCGCAAACAUCUGUCUCCCAUUCAUAAUGCAUUGAAAACCUCCCACUUUCCUACCGCGGGAAGAGAGGCGAAGUAGUACGAGCCUGUGAGCUUGUUCCUUUCCUCUCUCAACAGGAGGCGCCAGCAUCGUUGUGUCCUCCCAUUCCUUUCUCUUGGCAUGGUGCCAAAGAUAUCGGGCGGGCUCAGGGUAAGAUGAGAGGGAGGAGGGUAGCAGCUUUAACCCAUGGUUGGAAGAACUGAAAUUUUGGAUACCCAAGGACACCCUGAGAACCUAAUGAAGCCCCCCUUAAGGAAUCUCCAGAUUCCUGGAAUGGCUACGUCGAUACGUACUGACAAGUUGUGGCUCGAAACCUUCUGGAGACGUUACGUUUGGUGCAUGAAAAUCAGGAUGAAGUAGCGCGUGUUCUUGAUGUUCUCAGUUCAAUUUCGGAAGAUUAUGAUCCAGCUGUCAGAAUAGAACUCGUAGUGCAACUUCCAAAUAUAGCUGCAUAUUGCAAAGAAGCCGCUUUAAAUUUCUCGAUUCAACAGUAUUUGGUUCCAAUGCUAAUAAGUUAUUUAGGCGAUGAAAACAGUACAGUACGACAAACUGCUCACUCUGCUCUUAUAUCUUUAAUCGAACAAAAAUUAAUAGACACUGAUACUGUGAGUAAGAAAUUUUGUCCUCUUAUAUUGCAUCUAACAGAAAAUAUCCAUCCGGAAGAUAUAAGAACAGAAUCAAUUGUGUUGAUGAGUAAAUUGGCUGUUUUAUUGGGCAAAGAUGUUGCAGAAGAACUCUUUCUGGAUCGCCUCUUCUCUUUAUGUGCUGAUAAGGCAAAUAAUGUUCGAAAAGCUUGUGCUUCAACAUUUGGUGAUUUUUGUACUACUGUAGGAAGGGAAACUACAGAGGAGUUGCUACUGCCAAAAUUUGUCAAUCUUUGUGAAGAUCAAGCUUGGUGCGUUAGGAAGGCAUGUACUGAGAACUUCAUGCCUGUGUCAUGUGUUGUAUCCCGAGAAACUCGUUGCAAUGAGCUUGCUACUCUGUAUAUGUAUCUGUUGUCUGAUCAAAGUCGUUGGGUUCGUUUAACUGCAUAUCAAGCUUUGGGACCUUUUAUUUCAACAUUUGCAGAACCUGACAAAACUGGUUUAUACUAUAGUAAAGAUGGAGUUUUAACAGUAGUUGAUGUCCCAUAUUUGCCUGCAGAGCAAACAGCUUCUGAACAGCGUGAUACAGCAGAGAAAAAUGUAGAAAACUGUAGUACUGUGUGUGAAAACUCAGAGACUUCAAAUUGUAAUAAUUAUUCUAGUUUAGACAGGACUAACUCUUCCAAAACCUGUGAUAGUGUAGUUCCUCUGUGCAGCACAGAAGCAAAACUUUCUGCCUCGGAAAUUCCAGGUAAUUCGUGCCAUGUUGGUAAUUAUUGUACUGUGAUAGAAGUAAACUCUUCAAAUCUGACAUCAUCCACUGUAGCAAAAGAAAAUGUCGAAGAUGAUACUACUGACUGUCUAUCUAAGAAAAAUGGUAUACACUGUGAUUCUGAGCAUACUUUAUCUAAUAAAUUAAAUUCUGGAGGUGAUAGUUGUUCUGUUGUAAAUUCUCAAACUACCAUUGAAAUAAAUCAGAAGUGUCACAAAAGCCUUGAAACAACUGGUAUUAACUUUAGUGUGGAUGAAAAAGAAUUCAAUAAUGUGGAUGAGAAAGGAUUUAAUAAGUUUUGGUAUGAAUUUUUAUUUGGACCUAAGAAUGAUUCUAUACCUAAUGGUGAUUUGUUGAAUGAUACAAAUGGGGAAGAAAGUGCUAUAGAAAAUCAUUUAGAUUCCAAUAUUGUACAAAAUGGUAUUAAUUCUGAAGUAGAGUCUGCUUCCUUACGUUCUGUUACUGUAAAUGGAAUAAGUAUAAGUUCAUCUGCUGCUCUGUCUGGACCAACAAAUUGUGAAGUUAUUCCUGUACUCAGUUGUAAUGCAUCUGUGAAUGAAAAUACUUAUUUAAAGAAAUCCUUUCCCGUUAAUAAAUCACAUAUAGAAAAACAAGAUCUAGAUUCUCAUUCAAUUGAAAUUGUGCAUUCCAUUGAAAACAUUUGUUCUCAAGAACAGAAGACAGACAUUAGUGACAUCCCAAGUGCAACUUCCCCAGGUUCCCAUCAGGAAUCUAGCUGCUUAAAUAGUAAUCAGAAGUGUGUUGAAGAAGUUUCUAUUAAGUUCAAAGUAAAUGAAGAAUCAUUAGUUGAUGAAAGUGCCUUUAAUAGUUUUCAGUAUUGGCGCACUCCUCUUCCUGAUGUUGAAAUUGAUGCAGCUUGUAAGGAUUGUAAUGUAGACGGCGCGGCAACUCUUAUGUUUAAAUCUUCCAAUGAUGACAGUGCAUUUUAUGAACAGUUUUUCCCCAAGAGAAAUAUUAAGAAGUUGGAUGAUUCUUUUGUACAGACAGUGAGCAUAACUAGUGGAAAAUCAAAUUUUAGCAAUUUGGGGUGUACUGUGAAAUCAUCUGAGCAAACAUCAGAAAAUAAGGAAGGGGAACCUCCUCCUUCAACAAAGCAGCUAUCUGUCAAGGAUCAGGAUAUAGUACCUCCUGAUCUUUUGUCUCGAUAUUUAAACAUGACCGAUGCUACUUGGGCUCAAACGAUAGAUGCAGAAAUUGCUCGCCAUUGUGCCUACAGUCUGCCCGCUGUUGCUCUUACCUUAGGUCGCAGGUUCUGGCCAUGUCUGAAGGAAGCUUUUGAUGCACUCUCUUCAGAUUUGCAGGGAUUCAUUAUGAUGUGGAAAGUGCGUCGUACUGUUGCCUCUUCUAUGCACCAACUAGCUGUGAUAUUAGGUCCGGACAUAACAUCCAGGGAUCUUUUACCUGUUUUCUCACGAUUUAUUACAGACCUGGAUGAAGUGAGAGUUGGGAUAUUACAACACAUGUAUGAAUUUCUUAAGGUGUUACGGCCUGAGGAACGAAGAGGAUUUCUUCCAAGUUUACCCGAAUUUCUUGUUUCCUCAAGUGAUGCUGAUAGCAAUGAAAAGAACUGGAGAUUCCGUCUUAUUCUUGCAGAGCAGUUGGUAUUAGUAGCAGACUUAUUUGAACCUGAAGACGUCCGAGAACAUUUGGUGCCUCUUACUCUAACUUUGAUCAGGGAUAAAAUCUGUGAAGUUCGUCGGGCUGCAGUGCGAGUUAUGGCUGCUGUGAUGAAGAGAAUGAGUCAGAGUCCUACACCAGUAUUGACCAAGGCAGUUUUAACUGAACUUGCUGAAAAAUUUGUUCAGGCUCCAAAAUGGUUGCACCGUCAAUUAUACGUAUACAUUUGCCAAGAAUUCGUUGUUAAAAAUUCCCUUCCUCCUGACCAAUUUGCUGAAGAUGCUUUACCACAGCUACUCUAUUUAUGUUGGGAUAGAGUUCCUAAUGUCCGAAUAGCAAUUGCAAGGUGCUUAGCAGUCUAUAUAUGGCCUCUAGACACAUUCUCCAAUCCAGAUAGUCCACAUAGGGAUCUAUUACUGCAAACUAUACAUACUCUUCAAUGUGAUUCAGAUGCAGAUGUUAGGUUUUAUGCUAACAUGGUCUCAACGCAUGAAUGUUCCUGUCUCCAGCAUGGGGAAUUUGCAAAUCUGAUAGAGCCUCCUGUAUGAUAUGCAUUUAAGUGUAAAAUCAUGUCUAGUCAUUUCUUGACUGGUAAUACCAUCAGAUGGAUAAAAAUGACAAAAGUGGAGAAGAUAUUGCCAUAGAACCUGUGUGAGGAAAGUCAAAAGAUCUGUGCUCAAGGUUUUUCCAAUAUCAAAAGACUUGAAAUUUUUGUACGUGUAAUAAUAAAAUAUUGCAAUUUGUAUGUUUAUACAUAGAUCUGCUAAAGGUACAAAAGUGAAUAAGUUACAUAGAAUAAUUUGAAAGAUUUGAAAUAUAUCAAGAUUUUUAGAAUAGCUUUGAUUUUAAUGUGUAAAGUAUUUAUGAUUUCAGCUUUUAGUGAUCUAAAGUACACUUUUUGUGUUUUUUCAGUAGUUUUAUAAUGUAAAGAAUAUUGAUUUUAUAUUUUUAGUUUAUACCAAAAAUAAUCAGUGCUCAAUUAAAUGUUGACCUUUAUUUACAAGUUUGCUAAAUUAAUGUCUGGUUAAAAAUGUUCUGUUUUAUCAUAUACAAAAUUGAAAUUAUUUGUAAAAAAAAACAUAUCUGCAAUCUGUUUUUAUAUGUAGCAAAUCCAUUUUUAUUACAUUAAAAUUUCAUAUUAUUUCAUUGUACUUAAAUCAUUUUUGUCUUUUUAAAUAAAUUGAAAUUACUUUAGA
Stegodyphus dumicola is the source of this 4949-nucleotide messenger RNA. Its product is annotated as serine/threonine-protein phosphatase 4 regulatory subunit 1-like. Gene Ontology annotation, cellular component: cytoplasm. The record is from RefSeq and is a predicted model, not a curated record. NCBI's taxonomy places the organism in Eukaryota, Metazoa, Arthropoda, Arachnida, Araneae, Eresidae. Gene Ontology annotation, molecular function: protein phosphatase regulator activity. Gene Ontology annotation, biological process: protein dephosphorylation.